Molecule: messenger RNA, 6693 nt
Organism: Plasmodium inui San Antonio 1
Lineage: Eukaryota; Apicomplexa; Aconoidasida; Haemosporida; Plasmodiidae
Exons: 12
Coding region: 1-6693 (2230 amino acids)
Biological process (GO): ribosome-associated ubiquitin-dependent protein catabolic process; rescue of stalled cytosolic ribosome
Cellular component (GO): RQC complex; cytosol
Molecular function (GO): ubiquitin protein ligase activity; ribosomal large subunit binding
Source: RefSeq, a predicted model, not a curated record
AUGAAGAAAAAAAAAGUCGUCAAGUUGAAGGAGGAAUAUGUGCCGAAAGGGAACUACUUUAGCAAAGAUGCCCUGUUGACCAACAUUUUCAUGCAGAGCGCAGAGAACGUGCUGUCGGAAGUCGAGUCGAAGAAUUCCCAGCUGAUAGUUAACUGUAUAAACAAGUUGCACAAAAAAAAUCUGCAAACGAAGUUGAAGGCCAUAAGUGAACUAAUUCUGCACCUGAGCAAGUACGACGAAGACGAAGUGAGCCACUUGUUCUCCUCCUUCAUAAGCGUGUACAAAAAGUUGAUCUAUCACCCGAACUAUGGCCUGAGGGAAAACCUAAACCUGUGCCUGAAGCUGUUCAUAGUGAAAGUUAAGGCGAAGAUCAAGCCCCACCUGAGUGUGUUCUUGCCGCCACUCUUUGUGUCUCUCUUCGACUACAGCAAAAAUGUAAAACACAUCGCGGGAGAAAUUCUUCUCAUCAUAUUCCCCCCAAAAGGGAAGACCCAAGAGUCGAGGGGGGUGGAAGACCAAGUCAGGCAGCAUCCAACGAAGGCAAAAAAAACACAACCGGGAAAGAUACGCCUGCAGGAGGAACUGAAGCUCUACGGAGGGAUUAAAAAUUUGAAGGUGAAUUUGACGAACCUCUAUAAUUGCCUCAAGUAUGUUGGCGGUCCCCUCUGUGAGGAAGUCACGAGGAAUUUGAAAAAUAAAAAGAACGACGAGGAUUACGAUUAUGGUGUGUACCUUUUCAACGUGGUCUGUUUUUAUCCAUCCCUUUUGUACAUGCUGGUGAAAAUUGCUAAGGGGGGUGACGACGAAGGGGGGAAGACGAAGCACCCUGUGGAAAAUCACCCCGUGGAAAACCGCCCUGCCAAAGAAUGCAACGAUAGGACGGCGUCCCCAAACCGUAGAGACGUCAACUCAGUGAAGCAGUUCAUCCGAAAGGAAUUUCCCAACUUCGUUAGCACGUUUAACCUCUUCUUCAAUGCAGUUAACUCAAUUUACAAAGAAAGCAAAGACAACGAGCGGGUAAAGAAAAUGCUCUUCCUGUCCGUCUACAAUAUUAUAUACUUGCUGAAGAAGUAUAAACUGAACUACUCCGAUUUUGAUGAAGAAAAAGCGAACUCAUCCAUCUUCAAUUACAUUUCUUGUGUCAUCAGCAAUAAAGAUGAGUACAUCCUGAAACAUAUAAACCACUUGUUACUGUUGUAUUUUUUCUCGGAGAAUAAAAAAAUGAUUAAUGAGAAUUUUUUGAAAUGUUACUUGUCCCUAAUUAAGCACAACAAAAUUGCGAGGAAUGACAUUUUUAAUUACAACAUUUCUUUGUUCAUCUUUAUUUUUGAGAAGACUGUUUACUACGACUUGUUGCAGCAUCUUCUUGGCUACUUUGCGGAGGCAACCCAUGGGAGCAGCCUCAGCCAAAGCGAAGACCGAGGUGCCCAGUACUCCCUUUCCGAAUCGGAUUGCUACACUGUGCUCAGCGAAAGCAUCUUACACCUGCCAUUAGAAACGAUCCUUGCUCAGAAAGUCGGCGUCACCUACAAAUGCUCAUUCGACAGGGGACACCAUCUAUGUGAGGCUCUCUCCAACAUAUACUACUGCCAGAAGAAGAAGCCAAGUAAGGACGGUAAGGACAAGGAUCAAUUUGAAGAAUUAAAGAGGAAAAUAAUUGCGGAGAAUCUGGAGGAGGAUCACUUCAUCCGUACGUAUAGCAACUUUCUCAAGGUGUCCAAAUGUGGAGACAUAAUAGCUCUCAGUUGUUUGUGCCUGCUGAGUCAGUACACGAGCGACCUGGCGAAAGAGUUCAGGGCAGGUGAAACGUCGGAAUGUGGAAGACUCGCUAACCCGUCCGGGGGAUCCCACCCAAGUGUGAACGAUUCUACAGUUGGAAGAUCCUCCCAAAGUAGUGGCAACCCCAGCGGAAGACACAAAUAUCACAGCGCGGUUGACUUCAUUUUGAACCUUCUAACAGAAUUGAAAGGGGUGGUGUUACCACCAGGGGUCCAUGUGGACAGCCCAGGAGAUGUAGCCAACCAAAGCAAUGGCGCUGUCAGGAUAGCCUUCAUUCGCACGUUGAAGAGCACCUUCAAAAUCGCCUGCCUGAUGGUGGAGGAAAGAAAUUACGAUGCCGUUGGAAUGGUGAAGAAGCAUUGGGGCAUUCUCGAGUUUCUCUUGGCGCAGGGGGAAGUAGAGGACGAAGAGGUUUCGCUAGAGUGGGUCUUCUUCAUUUUUAUGGAUUUCUUGAAGUGGCGCAGACGUGGGGAGAGGGAGAAGGCGAACCUUGCAGAAGGGGUAGCGGAUGGGGGAGACGCCCUGUUCAGCUCCCUGGACGUUAGUUUGAACCUCUUGGCGUUCAUUUGCUCCAAGGGGGGGAAGUCCUGCGAUGCCCUGGCGGGGACCCUUCAGGAGGCCCUUCUUGGAGUACCCCCAACUGACGAAACGGUGGAGAAGCAGCUAGCCAUCUGCGUGAAGCUGAUCAAUUUUAUGAGGAAGGAGCGCACGAAGUUUUUCGACCUCUCGGAGAAGGCCCUGGAAAUAUACAGUUACUACCUCCUGCAGGGUUGCACUUCACUGAAGGCGUUUUACGCCGCCGUGCAGGGCGACGCAGAAGACGAGCCCGACCUCUUUGGAGAGCAGUUCUACAAAGGUGUGUUCCAUGCGUAUAGGAAAAAAAUGCACUUGAGUAGAGCCCUCCCGGAUGAAGAUUUUUCCUUCUUCUUCUCCUCAUAUGCAUUGAGAACGAGGAGGGAGAUUGGCCCACUGGACGAUAUGCACCUACAUUUGCUGUUUGGAACUCUCCUCAAUGUGAAAGACGAACAUGUAGAAAGACACACAAAGGAUUUGUUAGUGUCGACAAAACUCAGUAAGGAGAGUUUAUUCUCCUUCCUGGAGGUAAUGCGGGAUGUGUACGGAUGGUGUAGGGAGAACGAUGAAGAGGAGAGAAGGGGGAAAAUGUGGUCCUCUUUCACGUCCACCAUGAACCGAUUUGAAGAUGAUUAUGAGGAAAGCGAAAGUGACGACAUGAGUGAAAUGGUCGAGGGGGACCAUUUCAAGAUUGGCCUACUUGUCAGUAACUCUUCGGUAAGGCUAACCGGCAUUGGUCAGGAGGAGGAAGAAGAAGAGGAAGAAAACACGGAUGCCGCUUUACCUAGCACCGAUUUGAAGAGGGAAGACGAGGAGCGUCCCACAAAAGGAAUUGUCCGACAAAAGAACAAUGAAGAAACAUUCUUGUCAUUACGCAGAAGGGAUAUCGUAAAUCCGAGAUUCAUAGAGCGACUUCUAAGUGUGUACAAACUGUAUUACCAAGUGGAAUCUUUUUCCGUUGGCCACUUGAAGGGAUUCACCAUGCUAUGCUUUGAGGCAACCAUUCCAGGGGCAGCUGAGGAGCAGCCCCAGAAGGAGUCACACAGAAGCGAACUAUAUCGAUUCGACCGUUUCUACCAUUUUGCCUAUGCCAACAUCAGGAGGAAAUCGUUGUUCUGUCACAUCUUCAGCUUGAAAGAUAAGAUAGAAACGGAUGAGGGGGAAGAAAUGGGGAUGCUGAAUCUGCUCAUUUAUGUGUAUAGGCAGCUGGAGAGGGGAAACAGUCGGAGGAAGUUGCCCGUCAAGCAUGUUCCUGCGAAGCAUGUUCCUGCGAAGUAUGUCCUUUCCACCCAUGUUAGCAUAUCCGACCUGGUGUGCGUCAUGAGGCAGGUGAAUAACUGGGACGUGCUCAACAUCUGUCGGGACAUCCUCAGGGAUCGACGAGUCAAUGGGGAGCUGUCCGCCGAUGCGCUGAGGGACGUCAUUCGCGAGCUAGACAACUUUAAAGUGAAGAGCGUCUUCGACUUGCCGCUGAAGGUGUUCCUGUUUGAGGAGUGCCUCCUGGGGGAUAGCGACCUGAGCGGCAGCGAUGGCACAGGAGGAGGUGUUGUAGGAGGAGGAGACCUCGUUGAAGGAGACGCGAAGCAGUACGAAGAAGAAAUGGCCAAGCUGAAGGAGCGACUGCCGCGCAGCCUCCACACCUACGUGGAGAAGAACCUCUCCCUGACCGUCAAAGGAGAGCUGCCCUGCUUAAACCUUCUCCACCACUUGAUAUGCAUCAGCAGCACGUUCCGAGACGUUAAUCUUUUCGAGUGUGCCAUCGUGAGGAGGAAGGUACUCCUAGGGCUGGCCCUCCAGUAUGUUACUUGGAAUAACUUUGACGUGUUCUUUUGUUGCCUUGGCUUUGAUGGAGAAAGCAUUCCAAAGGAUGGAGAAAGCAUUCCAAAGGAGGGAGAAAGCAUUCCAAAGGAUGGAGGAAGCAUACCCAACGGUGUGCUCCCGAAUGGAGACCUCCCGAGUGACGCCCUUCCAAGUGACUCCCCUCUGCAUGACCCCCUCCCGAGUGAUCCCCCCCUGCGUGACGACCACCGCGUGGAGGAGGCCUUCCGCAAGUUUCUCUGCCAUCUGAAAAACUUCUACCGAAAAAUGCACGACGAGCAGAGCGCACUGCAUAGGCAGAAAUGGAGGGUCCUAAAUGAAACCUUGAAAGGAAGUACCAGCGGUAGGAAGGUACCCCCUGCAGUUGAGAGAAAGCUAAAGAGACAGAAAAGCAGGGACAAAAAAGUCGAAGGCAAAAGGGAGUCCCACCAAUUACUCCAUUCGAAGAUGGGCAUACAUUUUUUGAAGUACACAUAUGUGAAGUGUGAAAUGGAGAACAAAACAUAUCUGUCGACAUUUAAGGAGACAGAGAAAAUCACAGCAGACCUGAGGAAGAUCCUUUACUUCAUUCUCUCGAUUAGUUGCUAUGACGACGGAUUAGUGGAUGGUGAAAUGGUGACGCUGGCGACACAAAUGCUGAAGCUACUACUACAGUUUGAUGUGCAAAAUGUUAAGUCGAUUUACAAAAUAUAUUUUUUCUCUCUUCCAAUCAGUGUUACCCACUUUUCCGACUACCUCACGACGGACAUUUUUCGUCUGCAUGAAUUGAAACUAAGUAAGGAUGGAUUGUCCAAGCUGAUGAGGAAAAUGCUGGACCUUUAUGUAAACACGUAUUACUUGUUUAUCCUCUUUUCCAAUGUGGACAAGUGCAGAGAUAGCAGCUUUUUCGUUGACAAGACGCUGAGCAUUCUGCUAAUGAAUUGCCUUUUUUUUGCUGAACUGCAUAAAUUGAGAGGCUCCCAUAUGUUUAAGUUUGCCAUGAUAAGUUCCUUUUUGCACAUUAAUGAAGGGGGGAACAACCUAUUUUUGCUUUCCGCUGCAGGGGGGGGUGUUGAUGGGCAUGCCUGCCGAGUGUUGGGGGUGGAACCCGAUGUGGGUGCGAAUGCGGAUGCAGCAGGUGUGGGGGGGACCCCAAGGAGAAGUGAACACUCCCUGCGGAGUGGCCAUCCCAUGCCAGGUGACAAGCUGUGUAGCCUCUCUGACGAUAGCGAUGACGCCCUUUUGAGCGAGCCUGAUGGAGGAGGCCCACCUACCGCCGGCCUCUCCAAAAGAAAGAGCAAAGAACCCCCAGUGAGAGAAGAAAAUGACGUAAGAAGAAGAGGAGGGCCUCCAGACAGCAGCAGAGAGGACAGUCCCACGUUGAGCCCCACCAGGGUGAUGCAAAACUGCCAAGAGGAAGAGGCUCAGGAUGAGGAUAACCAGAAGGAGGAGACACCACGUACUGAUGGCAGUCGAGAGGAUACUCCUCAAUCUGUACGUUUGUGUGCCGUAGCCAACCGCCCUAAGAGGGAUGAUAAUAGUUGCAAAAGAAAAAUGAUCCCUUUGUAUGCUUUGAAGAACCAACUGAAGAAUCCAUCCCUCCUAAUCGAUCUGAACAAAAAUAUAAUCGAUUUGUAUUCAUUCGUCCUCGAGUUAAACUAUUUGAAGGUCCUUCUCUCCAUGCUAAACAUAUGUCUGUCCGCUGAGUAUUUUAUUUACGAGCCGGAGUUGCACCAGCAGUUUUUGGCCUUCCUCGAAAGUCACAAUUUUUGCGUGGGUGAUUUUUUGAGUGAUAUUAAACGUGUCGGCGACAUCCUCGAGGGGGAUGCAGCGAAGAACAAGUGGGAAGGCAGCUCAUCCAGGCGGAAUGAGAUGGAAAAGACGCCCUUCCCGAGAAAAGAUCGAAACAAGUUCUACCUCUUUCUGCUCGCCCUGCACCUUAUCCUGCGUCUCAUAACGAUUUACCCCAACGAGUGCAUCACGAUAACGAACGAAACGAAGCUACACGACAUUGUCAACUUCAACAAGAUCCUUUUUUCAAAUAUAAUCAUCACAAAUCAGCUGAACGAGCUGAGACAAAUUUCGACUGACUACAUUAAUACCACGUUCCAGUAUGACCCCCUUACGAAGACGCUCAUGUUUAAGUACAAGAUGAAGGAAGACGACAGUGAGCAGUUCGAGGACGUAACUGCCAAGUUGACGCUGCUCUUCCUUCCGAACUACCCUUUCUCGCACCUGGUCAUAAGUGACAGGAUUGAGUCUCUAGACAAGAAGGCCCACGUGCACAACUCCAUCAAGAGCAUGUAUAAAUAUGCCCGGACGGGCAACAUCAACGAGAUGUUCGUAAAAUUUGACAGCAUUAUGAAUGGCUACUUUGAGAAUAAGUCGCAAUGCAACAUCUGUUUCAUGAUUUUGUACGAGACGAAGACCUGCGACAAGGCCUGCUCCCAGUGCGGCACUUCCUACCAUAGCUACUGCCUACACAAGUGGUUCCUGACGUCCCACAAUACCAAGUGUCCCUCGUGCCAAAUGCAGUUCACUUAG